This is a messenger RNA of Anisakis simplex (herring worm), 1041 nucleotides long. Lineage: Eukaryota; Metazoa; Nematoda; Chromadorea; Rhabditida; Anisakidae. The record is from the annotation of a GenBank genome assembly.
AUGACCAGUGUGAUCAGUAUUUUGAUCGGUUUCUUUCAGGAAGCCCGUAAAGCAGCCAAUGAUACGACACUUGCGUCAGUGGCGGCCAAUCUUGAGCCGAUCGGACGGAUUCAGAUGCGAACGCGGCGAACACUGCGUGGUCAUCUUGCCAAAAUUUACGCCAUGCACUGGGCAUCCGAUUCUAGAAAUCUUGUAUCCGCCUCACAAGAUGGAAAACUUAUCGUAUGGGACUCAUAUACCACCAAUAAGGUAUGGUGCACUCGCUCUUCGACAUUUUUUGUUGCAGUGCACGCAAUACCGUUACGGUCCUCAUGGGUAAUGACUUGUGCAUAUGCACCAAGCGGAUCGUAUGUGGCCUGCGGUGGCUUAGAUAACAUAUGCAGUAUCUAUUCGUUGAAGACGCGUGAGGGAAACGUUAGAGUAUCACGUGAACUGCCUGGACAUACUGGUUACCUGUCGUGUUGUAGGUUCUUAGACGACAAUCAAAUUGUUACAUCCAGUGGUGAUAUGACUUGUGCGUUAUGGGAUAUCGAAACCGGUCAGCAAUGUACAGCAUUCACAGGUCACACCGGUGAUGUGAUGUCCUUAUCGCUAUCGCCCGAUAUGCGUACCUUCAUAUCGGGUGCUUGUGAUGCGUCCGCAAAGUUGUGGGACAUUCGUGACGGAAUGUGCAAACAGACAUUCCCCGGACACGAGUCUGAUAUUAACGCUGUUGCUUACUUUCCAUCUGGGUAUGCAUUCGCAACUGGCUCCGAUGAUGCGACAUGUCGUCUGUUCGAUAUACGUGCCGAUCAGGAGUUGGCGAUGUAUUCACACGAUAAUAUUAUUUGUGGUAUUACAAGCGUAGCAUUCUCAAAGUCAGGACGUCUCCUCUUCGCCGGUUAUGAUGAUUUCAACUGCAACGUGUGGGAUUCUAUGCGACAGGAGAGAGCUGGUGUAUUAGCUGGUCACGAUAAUCGUGUUUCGUGCUUAGGCGUCACAGAAGAUGGUAUGGCGGUUUGCACGGGCUCGUGGGAUAGUUUCUUAAAGAUUUGGAAUUGA